AUGUCAGACACAGAAAUGGACGGCGGCGUCGGAUUGGGCGUCACAUCACCUACGCAGUCGCAACUCGCCGACGAAAUCAAUGGAGGCGCCAUGGACGUCAACUCGGUCGCAGACUCGACCGUCUCAAGCCGACUCCCUAUUACUGUUGACAAGCCCACGCCCUUUACUUUUGACCUGGGAAACUUGCUCGCAAACGACCCCAACCCCAUCCCCGCUGGCGCCGACGAAGAAGCGCUCAAAGCCACCGCCCGCGAUGCCGCCCAAGCACUCAUCAACCAACUCCUGUCUACCUGCCAGGUCAAGUCCACCUCAGAAGGCGUACAUCUGAUCCUUCCCGCGCCAACUACGCCUCUCCCUCGUGAGAAGCCUAUUCCCUCCGCCAAGGAGCCCACCAAAUGGGAAAAGUUUGCCGCCAAGAAGGGCAUUAAGAAGCAGAAGCGUGACAGCAACCUGGUCUACGACGAGACCAAGGGCGAGUGGGUUCCCAAGUGGGGCUACAAGGGCAAAAACAAGGACGGUGAGAAUGACUGGUUGGUCGAGGUUGACGAGAAGAAGGAGCGCGCGACAGGCGAGGCGCAUGACCAGAGGGCGGACAGCCGCCAAGAGAGGAAGGAGAGGAUUCGAAGGAAUUUGAGAAAGCAAAAAGCCAACGAGAUCAAGGCUCGUAAGACUGUUGUUUGA
This is a messenger RNA of Bipolaris zeicola 26-R-13, 681 nucleotides long. RefSeq lists its product as uncharacterized. The transcript has 2 exons. Bases 1 to 681 code for a protein of 226 amino acids. Lineage: Eukaryota; Fungi; Ascomycota; Dothideomycetes; Pleosporales; Pleosporaceae. Gene Ontology annotation, molecular function: protein binding. Gene Ontology annotation, cellular component: nucleolus; nucleus; preribosome, large subunit precursor. Gene Ontology annotation, biological process: ribosome biogenesis; ribosomal large subunit biogenesis; ribosomal large subunit export from nucleus. The record is from RefSeq and is a predicted model, not a curated record.